Molecule: messenger RNA, 1112 nt
Organism: Saimiri boliviensis boliviensis (Bolivian squirrel monkey)
Lineage: Eukaryota; Metazoa; Chordata; Mammalia; Primates; Cebidae
Source: RefSeq, a predicted model, not a curated record
GGCAGUGGCAAGAUGGCCUCUCUGGAUCGAGUGAAGGUACUGGUGUUGGGAGACUCAGGUGUUGGGAAAUCUUCAUUAGUCCAUCUUCUAUGCCAAAAUCAAGUGCUGGGAAAUCCAUCAUGGACUGUGGGCUGCUCAGUGGAUGUCAGAGUUCAUGAUUACAAAGAAGGAACCCCAGAAGAGAAGACCUACUACAUAGAAUUAUGGGAUGUUGGAGGCUCUGUGGGCAGUGCCAGCAGCGUGAAGAGCACAAGAGCAGUAUUCUACAACUCUGUAAAUGGUAUUAUUUUAGUACACGACUUAACAAAUAAGAAAUCCUCCCAAAACUUGUAUCGUUGGUCAUUGGAAGCUCUCAACAGGGAUUCAGUGCCAACUGGAGUCUUGGUGACAAAUGGGGAUUAUGAUCGAGAACAGUUUGCUGAUUACCAAAUACCGCUGUUGGUAAUAGGGACUAAACUGGACCAGAUUCAUGAAACAAAGCGCCAUGAAGUUUUAACUAGGACUGCUUUCCUGGCUGAGGAUUUCAAUGCAGAAGAGAUUAAUUUGGAUUGCACAAAUCCACGGUACUUAGCUGCAGGUUCUUCCAAUGCUGUCAAGCUCAGUAGGUUUUUUGAUAAGGUCAUAGAGAAGAGAUACUUUUUAAGAGAAGGUAAUCAGAUUCCAGGCUUUCCUGAUCGGAAAAGGUUUGGGGCAGGAACAUUAAAGAGCCUUCAUUAUGACUGAGUUACACUCGUCCUUGGAAGAGUGAGCAAGCAGUGGCAGUCUUUCACAGCUUUCCUCUUGCUGUGUCAAUUAUUACCAUCACAGCCAUUUAACAAAGUCACCUUAAAAUGCUACCCUUCAGCCUCACCCUUUAAUGGAAAAAUGAAAGGUAGUGACAACAUGGGAGGUCCAAACUUUGUUCCCGUUCUCUGUAUUCCUCACCUUUCUGUCCCUGUUUACAGAUAUGUAAAAGCCUUGUGAAAAUAUAAGAUGUUGUCAAAAUGAUGCAGUAAAUGAGCAAUGACAGUGCACUGCAAAGAAAAUUUACUCUUGCCUAGAACUGGAGGGUUUUUACGGGUCUGUAAUUUUCCCACACUCACUGCUGAAGGCUUAAGUACUUGAAAAAUGUA